Acanthocheilonema viteae is the source of this 429-nucleotide messenger RNA. The record is from the annotation of a GenBank genome assembly. Lineage: Eukaryota; Metazoa; Nematoda; Chromadorea; Rhabditida; Onchocercidae.
AUGAUACUAUCAAUUGUGUUUUGCAUUGGUUUGCUAUCUUUUUCAAUUAUUCAAACAACAACUGGAUGUGAUGUCAUUGUACGUGUAAAAUCACUUACUCAAAUACCAUUUCAAGCACAAAUUACUGCUCCAAAUGGUAAAAGUAGUGAAAGGAAACUUUUAAAAAAAACCGAACGGUUAAUCUUUCAAGAAAAAGCAGACGAAUGUGGCUUGGGACCAUUUCAAAUAAAAACAUUUUCGGAAGGAGGCGUUAGUAAAAAAGAGGAAAAAGUAGAGGUAACAUUGAAUGGGAUCGGUGCAGUGAACUAUGAAGUUGGAGAUGAUCUAAUACCGAAACAGGUAUUUCGACAAGGAAUCAGAUGUGAGGGACAAUGUGCGCCGUUAGGCGUUCCUCAACAACAUAAGGCAAAUGCAACUAUGAAAGUAUAA